Messenger RNA from Eriocheir sinensis (Chinese mitten crab), 2143 nucleotides. RefSeq lists its product as uncharacterized. The coding region runs from base 416 to 2143 and encodes 575 amino acids. The transcript is spliced from 6 exons. NCBI's taxonomy places the organism in Eukaryota, Metazoa, Arthropoda, Malacostraca, Decapoda, Varunidae. The record is from RefSeq and is a predicted model, not a curated record.
GAGGAAGGAUCGGAGAGAAAGUUCCUCCGUGUAGAGAGAGAGACAGACAGACAGACAGACAGACGGAAGAAAAGAAACAGACGAGAGACGAAGAAAGAAUAGGAGGAAACAGACAUCGAAAUAAAAAGACAAAAAAACAACGAAAAGAAGAGAAAGACAGACAAAGAAAAAUACAGAAAAACAAAACAAAACAAAAACAACGUGAAAAACAAUAACAAUAACAAAAAGUGACAAUUAUCUGACAGUGAAAAAAAAAAAGGGACAAAGAAAGAAAGGAAGGAAGUGAGAGAAAGAGAGAAAAAGAGAGAAAAGAGCUAUCUCACAUUUUCUCACUAUCUCUAUCUCUCAAGACAUGUCACGUGACUUUUGGUGAUGACUGAAAACUGAAGGAGGACGAGGAGGAGACGUGAUAAAGAUGCGGUCGGGCGGCGGCGGUGUGGCAUGGGUGGUGGUGGUGGUGGUGGUGAUGGUGGGGGGCGUGGCGGGUGACGGUCCCUCCCCCCCCAUCACCCUCAACCCCCCACCUUCUCAUCACAACCAGGCCGACGGUGGCGUGGUGGAAAUUGGCGAAAAUGUACAGGGCUACAAUCUGCUGGACGCCGCGCCUUCCUACGCUGACCCCGACCUGCUGAAGGCGGUGAUGGACCAGGCGGAGGAGGCGGACUUCAGGUACCCUCUGGCGACAACAGUGCCACCGGGAGGACGACGCAAACACACAGAGGAAAACGAAAUUGAAAACGGGAACACGAACCUCCAAGAAGCCUUCUCUCUGAGUGAACUGGGCCAAGGAGAUGGGGUUGGAUUCCUCUCCCGCCCCUUCCCCUCCUCCUCCCACCACUCCCGCCCCCUCCCCCCUCUCAUUUCGAAGGGGUAUGCUAGUAUGAGUAUCCAGGGUCACGCGUCCACCCAUAGAUUAGAGGAGGAAGAAGAGGAGGAGGAGGAGGAGGAGAAGAGGGUGGUGACGAAAAGACCAGGAAUUGUAUACAAGAAAGUGACCUAUGUUUCUUUUCCUCCUCCUUCUUCUUCCUCUUCUACUCCUCUUCCUCCUCCUUCUUCUCCCUCUUCUACUCCUCUUCCUCCUCCUUCUUCUCCCUCCUCCUCCGACUUCUCAGAUUUCAUCCCUUCCUCUCCUUCUCCUCCUCCUCCUCCUCGUCCUUCUCCUUCAACGCUUCCUCCUACUCCUCCACCCACACCUCCUCCUCCUCCUCCUCCUCCCUCCUCCACUUCUCUCUCCAUUCAGCCUGCAACUAAGUAUGUUCUAAGAGCUAGGCCUACACCCCCUCCCUCCCCCCCACCCUCCUCACCCCCCUCCCGUCCAUUCUCCCCUCACCUCCCCUUCCGCCCUCACCCCCCCACCCACACCCCCAAUAGGCCUACCCCCCGCCCUGACCCAAGCCCCCCCCACCCCAAUGUCCCUCACCCCCCCUCUUCUAUUCCUGAAAGCAUUCCCGCACUACGAUACACCCGUCGCCCCUCCCCCACCCCCUCCACUACCCCCGCCAAACAAGACUCCCCUUCCCCAUUCCGCCCCUCCAAAGUUGACCCCUUCCUUCCCCAGGCGCCCCCUGUCCCCGUCCCCCACCCAUCGCCUUACCUCCCCUCCCCCCACCCCUCAAGCGCCCAGUCCCACCUCCUCCGGCCUGAACUUCCCAGGGACCUAUCACCCCAGCCGCCCCCCAGCAUUGCCCCCCACUUUAAAUAUCCCCGGUCUCUUCCCGACCUCUCCCCAGCCAUUCCCCAGCCCCACCUGCCCCAACACCCCUUCGCAGCCCCGGCAGGUAAGAGGCCGGUGUUCGCCCCCGCCCCCUCGCCGCCCGUCCGCCGCCCCCAGGAAGACAACGCAAUCCCCCCCGCCACGAUGUCCCCAGACCCCCAGCCCUCCGCCCCCCUGCUGGGUCUCUUCGCGCCGCCCCCCAUCAACAGACGCAGGGGAGAGGCGCCCCCCGCCGCGCCCCCCCCGCCGUACCAGCGGGGCCUUGGCCCCGCCCCAACACACACCCGUAAGGUGGUGGUCCUCGGCCCCUUCCCCGCCCACCCCAGGCACCCCUCUCAGACUACCAAACCCCUCCCUGCUGCCUCCGCCUACACCCGCCCCCCUCAAGCCACGCCCCGUCACCCCGGCCAGCACCCCCAAGCCCGCUAA